AUGAGAUUAAACUCUUUACAUCGUCCUCGUUUAUACCAAAAUUAUCGUCGUUUUCACAAUAAUCUACAAUCGCUUACUACCACUACCAAAUCUUCAAUCGUAUAUAACCAUCAAAAAACACCAUUACGUUUCUUUCACGAGAGUAACAGAUGCUGUGGUAAGCUACAAGAUCAUCACAACAAACAGCAACAGCCAAGUGCACCUUUCUACGCACUUGGACCAAAAGACGAGGAAGCACUCGGGGCCGGUCGUACGCGUGAUAAACCAUUAACGGAAGGACACACGGUCGAUAAAGCACACGAAUUCUUGACUAAGGAUGAUUUACCGCCACAACAACAGCAAAAGGAUACCUCGGAUGAUAAAUCAAUACUAUCGACGGUUUCUUUUCCCGAGAUCGUGGAUAAUGUGAAACACAAAAUUUAUAAUACUGCUGCAAAAAUGAUGCGACCUGAAGGAUCAGAUACUCAAUCUGUGGCCGCAGCAAAAGGAAUUCAAGGACGUGCAAACUAUUUAAAAGAGAAACAACACGAAGCUGCUCCAAAAGCUUCAAUAGAAAACACACAGGCAUACGAAGAAAUUCCCAGUAGAUCUGAACAACUAACGGAACAUGUUCAAGACAGAAGUCAACAAUUAAAAGAUGCAAUUAAGGAUGAAUUAAAAAUCGACAACUCAACCACCGCUAACAUGCGUGAUGUUUCUAUGGAACAAGCGAAACGAGUGAGCGAUAAAGGAGAACAAGUUAAGGAAACUAUGAAAGAGAAAGGAACCCAAUUAAAAGAAUCUGUUCAAGAUAAAGCUCAGCAAUUAAAAGAAAAUGUUCAAGAUAAAGUUCAACAACUAAAAGAAAACAUCAUGGGAGCCGGUAGUGAGACAAUAGAAAAAGGAAAAGAAGCGAAAGAUAACGUCGUGGAAAAAGGAAAAGAAACUAGCGAGAAUCUCCAAGGAAAAAUAAAGGAAACCAAAGAAAAUAUACAAGAAAAGGGACAAAUAGCGAAAGAAACUGUUCAAGAAAAAGGAGGACAAUUAAAAGGAAAUGUUCAAGAUAAAGCUCAGAAAUUAAAAGAAACUAUCACAGGAACCGGUGGCGAUCAGUUAAAAGAAAAUAUCAUGGGGACCGGCGGUGAAAUAAAAGAAAAUCUCCAAGAAAAAGGACAGCAAGCAAAACAAAGCGCGCAAAGCUUAGGCGAAAAACUUAAUGCUAAUAUUGGAAUGCAAGAUCAAGUGGGUCAAUUAAAUAUUUCACAAGCUACAGGAGAUACAGUAAAGCAGGAAGAACAAGAAUGGCAAACUUCUAAAAGCAGGCACGACGAAAAAGAUGGAGAUAAAUCAACUGCAAAAUCCAAAGAAGCUAAAAAAUAUGGGAAGGGUGAUCCACAAUUGACCAAUACCAAACCAAACGAACAAAUUCCGGAUAGUCCUCUUGAAGAACUACGUAAAGUAGGGGAGGCUACUAUACGUUAA
Ambispora leptoticha is the source of this 1461-nucleotide messenger RNA. The record is from the annotation of a GenBank genome assembly. Lineage: Eukaryota; Fungi; Glomeromycota; Glomeromycetes; Archaeosporales; Ambisporaceae.